AUGGUGGCCACUAACCUGGAAGAGCUUGACUUUAAGCCGGCCUUUCAUGUGUUCUGCGAAGACGCCAGGACUCAGAACUUGGGAAAAUUCAUUGAGGACGGUCUGCCCAAGUUUAAGGACCAAUCGAAGGAGAUGGGAGGCUCUGGCGAGCAGGUGCAUUUUGUGAGCGCCUGUGAGGAGAUUGACAGAACACCACUGGAGUACAAUGCUCUGUGGCUGGACGUUGCGCGCAGCUCCACACUGAAGAGCGUGGGCACCAGAGGCGAUGACCUGUCCUCAGAGGUCGCUCAUCUGUGCAAGCAGUGCGCCCAUGGCUUCUACCUGCAGGCGGACAUCUGUCUGCUGCCAAAGGGCGAGCGCACAGAACGAGUGCAAGUGCUGGCGCGGGACUUCUGCGCAAAGAGGGAGGGACAGAAGGUUCCCAUUUUCUUGACCUACCCGCGGCUCCCGGGCUUGCUACAGGGUCAGAAGCAGAUUGUGAAAGGGGAUGCCAAUUCUGGCAUCUACAUGGAUGACAGCAAGCAGGACGUGGAACGCAAGAUAAAAAAGGCUUUCUGCCCCUUGCACGACCAGGGCUUCGGGGUCCACGAGAACCCUUGCCUCGCCUACAUCACCUCCCUCGUCCUGCCCUGGGCCGGCAAAUUCACCGUCACCUUUUCCAAGGAGGACGGCCGCCGAAAGGAGUACCUGGAUGCUGCUGAGGUGGAGGCUGACUACCUGAGUGGGGCACUGCACCCCAGCGACAUGAAGCCGGCACUGGCGGCUGCGCUGAAUGCAAUCCUGCAGCCUGUGCGCGACCACUUUGCCAGUGACGCUGAGGCCAAGCGGCUGCACCAGGAAGUGAAGGCGCUCAAGCUCAAGUGAUGCAGACCCCAGGCAGCUGCCACAGUCGGGCUGCUCGCGGAUGUGUGUGGAAGUUAGCAUGGUUUCAUCCAUCUUCAGUUUCUUGCGUCUUCCAAGGAUCUGGUCAUACAACCUGGACUUGACAAACAGGAUGGGCAAUCGCCGCAGCAGACCUGAAGUGAGAUGAACUCAAUGAUAACGUGCGAGUGGCAUUAUACAUUUCGCAACAGAGCAGAAGGAUGACGGAGCUACAGACAGAGCAAAACAUACGCUAGAGUGUCUCGAAAGGGAGUGGGACACAUCUGCAGUGUGCUCAAGCUUUAAGCUUUGAAAAAGGCAGUCUAUCCCAAGU
Molecule: messenger RNA, 1195 nt
Organism: Coccomyxa subellipsoidea C-169
Lineage: Eukaryota; Viridiplantae; Chlorophyta; Trebouxiophyceae; Coccomyxaceae
Product: Nucleotidylyl transferase
Exons: 5
Coding region: 1-864 (287 amino acids)
Biological process (GO): tRNA aminoacylation for protein translation
Molecular function (GO): tyrosine-tRNA ligase activity; ATP binding
Source: RefSeq, a predicted model, not a curated record